AACGCAUCUCUGAAUUAUCCGUUUUCUCAACAAAUGAUCAUUUGUUGAGACGUUUGAUUAUUACGCUUGUUCUGGUUGAAUAGUAUAAAGGACACAAGUGGAUACACGGUGUGCACGCGGGUGUUGAUUGGUGGGUGUGAAUGAAUGUUUGAAAGUAAUGUAACAGGUGAAAGAGUUGGAAGAGGUGGAAGAGGUGGUGUUCUUCAGGGCCAGAAAUGAGACCCGGGGACAACUGUAAGUGGGAUAGGGGAACACGUCGCUGCUUGGACCCUCGUGCCCCUCUGUGACGGUCAUCGAACAGCUUCCGCCAGGUUUUUGGUGGAAUUUUGUGGUUGUGAGGUGGGGAAUAUAUGGACAUUGUUUGAAGAGGGACAGGUGAUUGUGGAGGAGGAAGGGAAACGGGUACACGCGAGGUUGGGACAGAAUACAUAAAAUAGUCGAGAGAAGGUCGUUGAAUCUUUGACACCAAGUGUUCCUUUUUUUUUUGCCAUCGUGGUUACUGAAGUAGAAUGAUGUUUUCCAGAAUCAUCGUUUUAUUCAUCUUAUCUUUUAUAAUCGGUAGUGCAAAUUCACUCAGCUUUUCGAGUUUUUCGAAAAUUGCUGGGUACGCCAAGUACUUGGCCAUUGGAAAUCUAACGGCAAGUGCUGCUGGUAAUGAAUUAUGGAGUGGUAUAUUGAGGGAUUGCCGGGGCAAGAUGUCAUUCUCCUGCCUUCAGAAAAAUGCAUACUCAUACCUUGACAAUGCAUUUGCGGAACGUGACAAUAUCACGGUUUUCAGUGGAUUAAUACUCAGGAAAAAUAGGCUUGAUUAUGGAGCUUGUACGAAAAAUUGUCAAGACGAUGUUGAUGAGAAUAUUGUGGAUACGGGGAGAAGGGGUAGGGAUCAAAAACAUGAUCGAAAGGCCAGUGACCCGAAUGAGAACCUGUAUACAGAAAAAAUGAGCCCACUUGAGGAAAUCACAUCGGCACUCAGAGAUAAAACAGUUAAGUUCUUAGCGACCAGGAAUUACGAGCUCCAACUGCCCGAAUUUUUUUUCGAUAAUUCGAGGAUUACAAUCAGUCCAAAGGAGAUCGAUGAGAGCGGGGCACUGGUUAGAAUUGAUUUUGGAAAAAACGGUGUCGAGGAGGAGGGAAGGCUCUUCUUCAAGAAAAUUCGUAAAUUCAUCCAGAACCGGUUAUUGAUGAGUUUUCUAGCAUUGAUCCUGAUAAUAAAGUUGAUCAAGGUCAAGUUUAUGUUCAUCAUCCCAUUCCUGUUCGGCGUUGGUACAGCAAAGAAGAUAUUCCUAAAACUUCUCUUAUUCCUCGUACCGGCUUUCGCCCACGUCUUCAAGCUCUGCUCCAGCUACUACAGCUCCCAUUCAAAGUACCACCACCACCAUCAUCACCAGAUUGCCCAUCAUCAUCAUCACGUUCCAGUUCCUGUGCCAGUACCGGCAGCAGUUCCAAUCUUCGACCAUCACUCGCAUCACCCAUCGCACCAUGAAGAAGAGUUCGAUGGUUACGAUUACGCACAUCCACACAUUCAACUGCGAAAGGAUAUGGAGGAAUUGAAGGAAUGGGGAAUCGAUUCAUUUGGCGAGCCGUACGACAAUUCAAAUAUUCGACCAGUUGCACCGGUACCACCGGUACCACCGGCUCUUCCACCAGCAUCUUACGCACCGACUUUCAGUGCCCCACAGUACUCAUCACCUCUCAAACCAAAUGGACUGUCCUAUCAGGAGAAACCGACGAAUUAUCCAACCCACGGACAAUUGUUGGCUUACAACGGCUACCUCGACGAUCAUAAAUUUCAGCGUCGUGUGUCCUCCCAGACAUCGUCAUCUCCUUUCCCGCAAGUUCAACUUGCCAAUUCUUAUCUCCAGCAGACACCCAUAAGUGUGUCCUCAUCCACAUCAAAAUCAAGCCCAGCGCCGAUUAAUCCUGUUUACGUCCAACCAACCUCGGUGACAAAGACGCAACGGGUAAUACAACAGGUGGUUGCAAAAAAUCCAUCGUCCUCACUUGGUCAUGCCAGCAAUCUCGUUCUCCACGAUGACACUUUUUACGGGCCAAUUCUGCAAAAGCUCGAGGAAAUAUUUAUCCAAGGUGGUUUCGUCGAAGAGUCUUGCCGAGAGAGACUCAUCUGCAGCAUGUACAAAAACCCAUCGCUCUAUUCACCGCAUAGCAAUCUCGUCUCCAAUGUGCUGUCCAGGGACCCGAGAGAGCUCAAACGGAGUGGAACUGAGGCGAGUCAACGCUUCCACAAAUAUAUCACCGCUGCCAGCUUCGGACAGGAAGGUGGUGAUUGCAUCAAAACCUACACUUGUCAAUAAACAUAGGAUAGGCUAGAUAAUUUUUCAUUUGAGAUGAACUCAUGUCAAUGAACAAUCAACGGUAUGAUUAAUGUGGUUUUCGGUAUUCCUUUAGGUGAUCUGUUACCUGUCAAUGACAUUUGUAACGGUACCAGAAAUCGCUGUGAAGUCAAAUAAUUUUGUUACUCGAUGCGGCUCUGCUAAUGUUGCUUAAACUGUAUAGUCAUAACGUAAUAGCUCAAUGUAAUUACUCUUUUCAAUUGUUCCCUCUCCCAUGAGUUCCCGCAACUUACCAUUGCAGCCGGUGAGUAAUUAAAUUUUUGACAAUUACUGAGAAUUUCAGAGCGAUUUGAGUUGUUGGGCGAUUACAUUUUUCUCAAAUUGAGAAAGUUUAUUGAUAAUGGGUGUGAGUGUAAGUGAUGUAUUUAUUUUAUGAUGGGCGCUCUUCUUGAUUUCAUUUAUUGUAAUUUAUUUAUUAGUACGUACUCGGGGUGCCAUACCCAAAGAUCGAUAAGAGCUUAGGUAUUAAAAAAUGU
Fopius arisanus is the source of this 2827-nucleotide messenger RNA. RefSeq names its product DUF1676 domain-containing protein Osi17 (gene Osi17). The record is from RefSeq and is a predicted model, not a curated record. Gene Ontology annotation, cellular component: membrane. The transcript has 4 exons. The coding region runs from base 510 to 2312 and encodes 600 amino acids. NCBI's taxonomy places the organism in Eukaryota, Metazoa, Arthropoda, Insecta, Hymenoptera, Braconidae.